GACAAUGUGUAAUGGCAUUAUGACAUUGCUGCUUGGGUAAAUAUAUAUAUUUAUUUAUUUAUUUAUUUUAAAGCAGAUGCAAAGCGGCUUUAAGGCUGGACUUAUUGUCUCAAUCAAGACACUGAAUGCAGUCACUGGAAAAUGUAUUUGGGCAGAAUUCUCUGUUUUUUUCCCCCGGAUAGAAAAUAGGUCUCUGCUUCAGAACAAUAAACCCAGUUAAGUCAGAGCAUUGUGGAAACUGGGGAGACUGCUUUCCCGAAGUGCAUGGAGAGGAUGGAUUCACCGUCUGUUCCGAUCUAACCGAAAGAGCCUAGCAUACUGCAUUGAGAAAAAGCUGAUGGCAGUAAUGGCAUCUUCUUUUCCCAAAACAUUCCGAAGGGGAUUUCAUCGCCAUUCAUCCUAAAUAAACUCAGAGAGGAGACAGCAACCAUGAAAACGCCAAGAUCAUUCCUGUUCAUUGUCCUCCUACAUCAUGUGUGGUGCAGGAAAGCCAAACAGCAGUACCAAACAGCAGCAGAGACGGUGCUGAUAGAGUGGGGGGAGGGGGACCAUGAGGAGGAGUUCUCCCCCAGUGGAGCCGGGGCCAAUCCCAGAGUCCUCAACCCCCUGAGGCUAUUCGCUAGGGGGGUCCCUGGAGCCCCCGGGACCGUCGGGACCCCCAGCCUUAAACACAACCACAUCAGGGACAUGACAUACCUAGAGAACAUGGAAGACUUCUGGGAUUGGUUAUCCAACCAGACAGAUGUUCAGGCCAGCCAGGCCAGAACCAAGCGACGACCCAUCAUCAAGACAGGCAAGUUUAAGAAGAUGUUUGGCUGGGGAGACUUCCACUCCAACAUUAAGACCGUCAAGCUUAACCUGCUGAUCACCGGGAAGAUCGUGGACCACGGUAACGGAACGUUCAGUGUCUACUUCCGCCAUAACUCCACUGGCCUGGGGAACGUUUCGGUGAGUCUGGUGCCGCCGUCUAAAGUGGUGGAGUUUGAGAUGGCUCAGCAUUCCACACUGGAGACCAAAGACUCUAAUGCGUUUAACUGUCGUAUCGAGUAUGAGAAGACGGACCGCAACAAGAAGACGGCUCUGUGCAGCUUCGACUCCUCCAAGGUGUGUUACCAGGAACAGACGCAGAGUCACGUCUCCUGGCUCUGCUCUAAGCCCUUUAAAGUCAUCUGCAUCUACAUCGCCUUCUACAGCGUGGACUACAAACUGGUGCAGAAGGUCUGCCCGGACUACAACUACCAUAGUGACACACCCUACUCCUCCACUGGCUGAAGGUCUGCCCGGACUACAACUACCAUAAUGCCACUCCCUACUCCUCUACUGGCUGAAGAUCUGGCGGACUACAACUACCAUAGUGACACUCCCUACUCUUCCACUGGCUGAAGGUCUGCCGGACUACAACUACCAUAAUGCCACUCCCUACUCCUCUACUGGCUGAAGGUCUGGCGGACUACAACUACCAUAAUGACACUCCAUACUCCUCCACUGGCUGAAGGUCUGCCCCGGACUACAACUACCAUAAUGGCACUCCCUACUCCUCUAGCUGAAGGUCUGCCCGGACUACAACUACCAUAAUGACACUCCCUACUCCUCGACUGGCUGAAGGUCUGCCGGACUACAACUACCAUAAUGGCACUUCCUACUCCUCUAGCUGAAGGUCUGCCGGACUACAACUAGCAUAGUGACACUCCCUACUCCUCUAGCUGAAGGUCUGCCGGACUACAACUAGCAUAGUGACACUCCCUACUCCUCCCUGGCUGAUCCCGUCUGUAGCAUGUACCUGGAUCUCCCUUAGAGUUAGUUUGACCACAAUAUGACCAACCCUGGUCGACCGUUCUCUUAGUUUGACCACAAUAUGGCCUACCCUGGUCGACCAUUCCCUUAGUUUGACUACAAUAUGACCAAUUCUGGUUCGAUUGGCCUAACCAAUCCUUCUCUUCCUCCUCCUCAUCACCACAGUGUGUUCUCAGUAAAUCCCAGUCCAUUAGAACAGUCCAGAUGUGUGGUAUUGGGGUAGACCAUAGACUCUCACUACUACAUGACACCCUGCAGACCUGUACAACAAUGUUAACAUCAAAUCACUUCUCAAAUCACAUUUUAUUGGUCACAUAUACAGUUAAAGUCAGAGGUUUACAUACACCUUAGCCAAGUACAUUUAA
This is a messenger RNA of Salmo salar (Atlantic salmon), 2159 nucleotides long. The record is from RefSeq and is a predicted model, not a curated record. NCBI's taxonomy places the organism in Eukaryota, Metazoa, Chordata, Actinopteri, Salmoniformes, Salmonidae.